AUGCUGCCACUCACAUCACUGCUUAUGAUUACUUUUAGUACCAUGGUUCUCUUGGUUUUGUGUCUGCCUGCUGGAGAAAUACCCGAUAUAUUCGGCGUCGCGGUGACUGUUACGACGGAUGAUAUAAAGAAGUUGUGGAAGGAGUACAACGAGUUCGGUGCGAAGGAGAGUGCUCCAGGAGGAGGCUACUUCUACUCAGAAGAGGUAUUUAUCACUAUAUUUGGCGGUGAUCGCUUCGCCCUGAUUAUUGGCCAAAUCGGUCUAGCCAAAGAUAUGAAGACUACGUUUCGGGAAGCGGAAAGAAAUGAACUAAAGGACUACAAAAGGAGGCCAAUAUUGAGUGAGUCGUCAGGAAGAAAAGACGAAAAAGGAAGAGAGGGACGAAAAGAAGGCAUCGGAGUUAGGCCCUUUUGUUGGUGUCAAGUGUUAUUCUCAGGCUCUUCAAUUUUGGAAAGCAGCACAAAGAAGGGAACGGAUCCGGAAGCUGGUCAAAAACCUGGAGCGCAAGUUUGGCAUCUUCACAGUCUGCUACCGGCCUCAAUGACACUGGUGUCAUGUGAAGCCACCCGAUAA
Messenger RNA from Guyanagaster necrorhizus, 573 nucleotides. RefSeq lists its product as uncharacterized. The coding region runs from base 1 to 573 and encodes 190 amino acids. The record is from RefSeq and is a predicted model, not a curated record. Lineage: Eukaryota; Fungi; Basidiomycota; Agaricomycetes; Agaricales; Physalacriaceae. The transcript is spliced from 3 exons.